Galleria mellonella (greater wax moth) is the source of this 6870-nucleotide messenger RNA. RefSeq names its product splicing factor, arginine/serine-rich 19 (gene Pp2C1). Gene Ontology annotation, biological process: protein dephosphorylation. The record is from RefSeq and is a predicted model, not a curated record. Lineage: Eukaryota; Metazoa; Arthropoda; Insecta; Lepidoptera; Pyralidae. Gene Ontology annotation, cellular component: nucleus; cytosol. The transcript is spliced from 5 exons. The coding region runs from base 162 to 2705 and encodes 847 amino acids. Gene Ontology annotation, molecular function: cation binding; mitogen-activated protein kinase binding; protein serine/threonine phosphatase activity.
CUUUAGUUAAUCUGGGCACGCGUACUGAUCAAUAUGUCCACGUGAUCUGUCGUCAGUUGCGACUCGCGUAAUUGCAAAAUGCAAAAUGUCUAAGGAGGAAAACGUUUGUGUAACAAUGAAAUCGUAAUUUUUAUUAUUAAUCGUAGUGCUAUAGUUAUAAAAUGCCUGCAUCAAUUGGCGUUAAUUUACGAGUGACUGGCCACUGCAGCCAAGGCGGGAGAAAGUAUAUGGAAGAUUUGUUUUCCGUUGCUUAUCAACAAACUGAAGAUGAGAGAGAUUUGGAGUACGCUUUCUUCGGAAUAUAUGAUGGGCAUGGCGGGAGCGAGGCGGCAGCAUUUGCUAAAGAACAUUUGAUGGACUCCAUUGUGAAGCAAAGACAAUUCUGGUCUGACAAUGAUGAGGACGUUCUGAAAGCUAUCAGAAAUGGUUACAUGUUGACCCAUUUGAACAUGUGGAAAGAAUUAGAAAAAUGGCCAAAAACAGUAACGGGUUUGCCAAGCACCGCUGGCACUACUGCCAGUGUGGCAUUCAUAAGGAGAGGGAAAAUAUACAUUGGACACGUCGGAGAUUCUGCUAUUGUACUUGGCUACCAAAAAGAUGGUUCUGAAGAAUGGGCUGCUAAACCACUAACGUCAGACCAUAAACCAGAAUCCACCGCAGAAAUAGAAAGAAUCCAAAGAUGUGGUGGAAAAGUAAUAUCAAAGGCUGGUGUUCCACGAGUUGUAUGGAAUAGACCAAGGAUAGGCCACAAGGGGCCCAUAAAAAAGAACACACCAAUGGAUGAAAUCCCCUUCUUGGCUGUAGCACGUUCUCUGGGUGAUCUAUGGAGUUAUAAUCCACAAAAUGAUGAGUUCAUAGUUAGUCCCGACCCCGAUGUUGGUGUAUUAACAAUCGACCCUUCAAAGUUUCGGUGUUUAAUUUUUGGAACUGAUGGAUUGUGGAAUAUGAUAUCUCCAGAAGGUGCUGUGAACUUAGUCCAAGCGACAGAAAAACAUAAUGAGGCUGCCUUAGUGGGGGGCAACAGUAGCCAACCCAGAGAUUGGCUUAAUCCAUCAAAAAGUCUAGUAGAUCAUGCCCUAGAAAGGUGGUCCAAUACCCGUAUGAGAGCAGACAACACAUCGGUCGUAACAUUAAUGCUGGACCCGCCUGGUCCACCGCGCGCGACCGUGCUUCGCUCGCGCACCUCGCAGAAGCCGCAGACCUCCGCCCCCGCCCCCGUGCCUCCACCAGCCGCAGUCGCCGCUACCGCCCCCGUCACCGCCGGCCCCGAGCCCGCCGAGGCGGAGGCGCGGCCAGUGCCGCAAAACGGGCUUACCAUCAUGACUCGGUACUCGGACGUGGACCGCGGGCCCGACCGGCCGCCACCACCGCCGCCCUUGCCGCCCUGCGCCACUAUCGACGGCCGUCUCUCCGUCGCGCCGCAAGACGACGCGCAGCGCGACACCGCCGACGGCGAUGACGGUGACGUGCUCACCACCUACGGCAACCCCGCCGAGUCAUAUUUUAUGGCCCGCCUGCUCAACCGGAGCAGAGUCGUUAAUACGCUCGCUGACGUCUACGACGAGAUCGCGAGCGGCCACGCGCCCGACGUCGACGACGCGCCGGAACCGUCGCCUCCGCCGCCGUCCGCCACCUUACUCCCCGAGGUCGCGGGCGACGGAGGCGUCGACCCGGGCCACGCGCCGCCCGACGAGGAGCCGCCCGACGACGGGGCCCGCGCCGCCGACGAUUCGGGACCGGUUACCGACGACGGCGGCAUCCAGAUUAACGAGGUUUCAUCGAGCUCGCCGAUCGAGGCGCCGCCGCGACCCCGCGGGCGGCGGCCCCGCGCCGACCUACGUCGCGAGAUUCCGGCUGCACCCAACGACCGCGUGCUGCGCUCACACCACGAGGAGACUCAGCAGCGACCGCACACGCGACAGACGGCGACUCGAGCGCGCCCCGUCGGCCCGGCCCCGCUCGACCGCGUCGUCAUCCUCAGUCGGCGUGCACCCCCCGCGCCGCCCGGGCCGGCCGCCGCCGCGCCCGCCGACACGAGGCCGCCGCCGCGCCGGCCCGCGCCGCCGCCGGCCGAGCCGGCGCCGCCCGUGCUCGCCGAGGACGAGGCGCGGCGGGGCGCGCGCACGACGCGGUCGCACGGCGCGCCGGCGACCCCGCUCGCGCAGAAGAUCACGCGCAGCAUCAGCGGCGUGGCGCGCGAGCUGCGCGCGGCGGCGGCGGCGCGGGCGGGAAACUCGGCGCGCGCCCCGGGGCCGGCGCGGCGGGCCCCGGCGGCGCGGGCUGCGGGCGCGGCGCGGCUGCGCGCGGGCCGCUCGAAGGAGAACCUCGGCGCCGCGACGCCGCGCGCGCGCGCCCGCGCCGCGCCCGCGCCGCCGCCGCCGCCGCCGCGCUGCCCGUCGCCGCGCCCGCGCCCGCGCCGCGCCGGUAGCGUCGACGUGCACUCCACCACGCCCGAGCCGCGCCCGCGCCCGCGCGCGCUGCGCUCGCGCAACGACGCCGCCGAGCCGGCGCGGCCACCCCGCGAGCCGCCCGCCAAGCGGCCGCGCUGCGACGACGCGGCGGCGGCGGCGGCGGCGGCCGGCGGAGGCAAGGCGGCGCGGCUGGCGAGCGAGCGCUGCGUGCGGGCGCUCGGCAAGCGGUCGUCGGGUCCGUGGGCGCCGGCGUUGGCGCUGCGGAACCGCCUGCGGCGGCGGCUCGCCAAGUAGCGGCCAAGGCCGCGCCUAGUUAAGUAGUGUAAAUUGUGGUUACCUGUGAGCGUGGGGGAAAACGGUGCCUUCUAGUACUGCCAAAGUACUCUUUGACGUUUCAUAUUUUAUCGGUCCGGCCGCCGAGUCGUGCGGGAGAUCCAAAGAUGACUGCGUCGUAUACGGUUAAAUUUCUGUUGUUGAUUUUUGUUUUUGUCGCUCGCCCCGACUCUGAUUUAGCGUUAAGUAGUUCCCGUUUAGUUUUGUAACUGUUAGGUAGGUACCUCGCUCCACUUUCGACUGUAGAUUUUAUACUUGUACCUCUUAUUCCGAUUCCAGUGAUGUGUCCAGUUAUCGCGACCCGGCAUUUGCUGGGUCGCAUUCGAAUAUGAACAAUAGUACAAAGGAGUAUAUUGAAUAUUUUACCAUGUAAGUUUAACACGUGGACCAGGCAGAUCAAGUAAGCCCUAUAGAUAUUUAUUUUAACUAUAUUUAUAUCUAUAUCAUAUUGCAUUUAACUUUAGACAGAUGUGGGAAACUAAUUUUCCUUAUUUUAAUGUCGAAGCAGAGGCUACGCGCGUACGACUUUCAGAUGAAUAUUAUAAUUAUAUAGCACCUUUUGCGAGACGUGUUAAACAGCGAUCUUGUGAAUGGCGUACUUUAUUAGAAUAUAAAAAUUGUGGGUACUAUUACCGAGAGUGCUUUUCUCAAACCUGUUAAUUAAGGAGUGCUAUUAUAAUUGUAUAAAUAUGUAGAUGUGUACAGAGACAUGUUUGUACGAUCAUCAUCAAAAUUUUCAUUUAAAAUUAUUAUGCAAAAUUUAUUUUUUCUAUACAAAUGUAGCUAUUUAAUAACAUAGAAGUUAUUCUUUUGGGAAAAGAAUUGUUUAUGUACUUCCUUGAAGAGCUUUAUUCGUUUCUCAUUAUGUGUUGUAAUGACUCAAAAUGGACCAGUCGUAUCUAUGUUUGAUGGUGUUCUUUGAUCAUUGGAGUGUUGCUCGACAGAAACAUAUCUAUAAAAUUGGGUAUAUAAUGUUACACAUCUCAAAAUUAAGGUACUAUGUGAUAGAGAGUUUUCUACAAAUCUUGUCUGCUUUAGAUGCAUACUUAUUAGUGGAAUUACAGCAUAUUCAUUGACAAUUUGCCAUUAAGAAUUUUGAGAAUGUAUAUUGUUAAAUACGGUCUCAACAAUUAAUAUGCUUACUAGCCUAUUUCAUGUUUGAGUUUCAUGCUAAUUGUGUUUCAGGUGUUUUUCAAUAAACAUAUAAGCAAGCGAAAAAAAUGCAAGUGAUUUAUACAAGUUGAUAUGUGCCUUCUGGCUGAUUAAAGAAUUUUAAAUUAAAAAAAAUUGUAGUACAUAGUUUAAAAUGUUUAAGCAGUGAUAUUUCCGAAUCGAUACGACAUGGAUGCUUUCAAGAUUCGAUCAUUAUUAUUAUUUGAAAUUUGGACUAUCUCAGGUGAAACCUGUAAACACUGCAAUAUUCUGCAUCUAUUGUGCUCGCCUUUUCUUAGUUCCUUAGACCGUGCGUGUAUCUUUAUAAAAUUCCAUAAAACUGAUUCGUGAAAAAAGGAAAAUUUUUACCAUGAAUUCUCUAACAUGAAGUGGCUUGUUAACCUUAAUUUUUAAUUUGUACAAAAUAAAAUGGGACAUUUAUAACCUGGGCACAAGAAGUAUUUUUAAAUCCCAUUUUUUUUAUACAAGUUCUGAUCUGACACUCAUUUAAUUGUUUUAUGUUACUUUUGACUGCUCACCUUCUUUAGUAGAGGUUAGGAUAUUUUUCUUACUUCAAAUUUUAAAAUUGACUAUGAAACUAAACAAGCAAAAGUAUUCUCUAAUAAAAAGUUGACGAGUUGCCAUUAAUAACAAUUUAAGACGUUAUACCACAAAAAAAAAGAAAACAUUUACUUCCAACGUGGCAAGACUAGUUAUUUUAAUUUAAAAACUAAACUACUAAAACCGAUUUUGAUAAAAUUUCUACGGGACCAAUCUAAAGGUAUAUCCUUUCAGAUAAAAAGAAUUUUCCAAAACGGUAGAUAAAUGAAAUGAUCAACCGAAAUGUAAAUUUUUUUUAGAAGUCUGUUAAAAAUAAUAACAGACUAUGAAAUAAAUAUAUUCUCAACCAGCCGUCAAAAGCAAAAUAAAAUAAUGGUAUGGGUGUAAUAAUUAUAACAAUGUUAUUAAGCCCGUGCACCUGUAUACUGUAUCUUUAUCUAUACCCAGCCAUCUUAGUUUCCAAUACCAUGCAAUAUAUGUAACGUUACGUUUUAAACUAAAAGUAUUGUGAUCAUGAGACCAUUGAGUAGUAACCAAAUACGGUUUGCGAUGCAAUUUGUUGUUAAUGUGAAUUUAUUAUUGUAAAAUUUAAAAUGUUAAACUGAACUUAAAAUGAUUUGAUUGAAAGUACCUAAGGACUGAAGCAUAUAUAUAGUGUAUAUGAAUAUUAGGCGUAGCAUUCGAUGUAUAUAAACCCGUUAUGUCGGGCUAAUAAAGAUUAUAAUAAUGUGCCUCACUUGUUACCGACUUGACAACAAAUGAAUUAGGUGAAGUGUUCUUUGAUAAAUGAGAUAUGUAUUUUUUAUUAAAAUAUAAAAAUUUAUUGCAUUGUAAUUAAGCUGUAAAAGAUUUAAUAUAAACUGUUAAGUAAUAUCGUAAAAGAGUUUUUUUAGUGAAAUUCUGUCAUUUACGUCUAACGUUAAAUAGAUUUGUCACACAGAACUGUAACAAUUUAAUUUUGAUAUACAAAACUAUGUUGCUGAAUAUACUAUAUGGACAAUAUUACAAAAACUCGGUUUUACAUAUCAAAAUUUAAUUGUACGUUAAUGUUAUAUUCAAUUGAAUGGUAAUAUCGAUGGAUUUGAAAUGGUAUAGAGUAGUCGCAUAUUUAUGUAUGACUUGCAAUAAAUUUGUUCCGAAUUGGACAUAUUCCCUAGUAGCUCAUCUUACUAUGUUAGUAUUUCUAAAUAAUAAACAUUUUUAAGUGUAUCAAUAAUAAAGGAUUCUUUAAUCCUGCACUUGGUUUACUAAUGAUCAAGUAAGAUUUGUGCUACUUAAAUCUUUCAACUAAAUUGUUUCCAUUCAAUUCUUCGCGCCAUUAAAAGAUGUGAUAAUUAUGAAUAACGUGUUAUUUGUAUAAUGUCUCUUCUUACUACUUAACAAUAUAAUACUCUAAUCCCAUUGGGGUGGUCAGAUACAGUAGAAAGUGAAAUGCAGUGGAGCUUUUUAUCUACAUAUAAAUCUUAGCAUAUCAUUGAUUAUUUGUUUUCAAUACGAAGACUUAGUAAUACUAAUAUAAUAAAUAAAUAAAUGUAUAUUAACAUUACAAUUCAAAUAUAAAAAAAAAAUCCAUAAUUACGAGAUUUUUUUACAAUAAAGAAACAAAUGUUUCCUUGAACGAUGAACACAAAAUGAGAAACAUGGAACAUUGCUAGUUCGGAACAAGUCUAGUCAAAGUUAGUUUGUUGGAGAAUUGUACCAGUGGACAGAUUCGAAAUGUGUUUCUCUCUUUUUAAAUGCGAUAUCUAGAGAUGUAAUCUCUUAUAUUAAGGCCAAUUUUGUAAUGUUAUACCGUACCAAUAAUUUCGGUAUUGUUUAAUAAAAUUCAUGAUUUCUAUAUUUAAAUUUGAGAGGAAUAUAUUUCUGAAUUUUUGUCACGACGAGGCGAGUUCUGUGUGCCAAUACAUUUCUAAGAAAACCUAAAAAAAUAUUUAUUUUGGUGGUGUAUUCAUAUAAUUUUUGAUAUUAUAUAGCAACCACUAAGUAUGUUCAAUUCAGACUGCUUUAGUAAAUUAGUCGGGUGGCAAGUAAUUUAGUAGUUAAAUAUGUCUUAACAGCAUUAAUCGAAAAUGAGUACUUUUUUACUAAAUGAAUUGCCACCAUUAAAUUAUUAAAUAGUCUGGACAGGGCUAAACAGGUUUUUCUUAGAAAAUGGUAUUUAUAUUGAUAUUUUAUGUGAGAACCCAGUGUCUUUUGUUUUUUUUUUUUAUUAAUUGUGAUGUAAGUGACGGAUAAAGAUGGGUGACGAUGUGACCUAAGGGUUGUUAUUGCCUUGAAGAGGUGGACGGUGAAACCUGCAACGUAAAGAUUGAGAAGCUAAAACAAAUUUAUUACUAUACAUAUUAAUUUUAAAGUAAAGGAUUAUUGUAGAUUUUAUUUUUUGAUUUAAAUAAAGUUUGUAUGAAAUAAAUAA